Haliotis rubra (blacklip abalone) is the source of this 920-nucleotide messenger RNA. Its product is annotated as protein Mis18-alpha-like. Gene Ontology annotation, biological process: chromosome segregation; CENP-A containing chromatin assembly. Lineage: Eukaryota; Metazoa; Mollusca; Gastropoda; Lepetellida; Haliotidae. Gene Ontology annotation, cellular component: chromosome, centromeric region; chromatin; nucleus. The coding region runs from base 76 to 606 and encodes 176 amino acids. The record is from RefSeq and is a predicted model, not a curated record. The transcript has 5 exons.
GCAGAGCUAACCUAUGACUGGCUCCGCGGGAACGUCAAAAAGGAGUAAACAGCUGCCAAAUCAGCGUUCUCUAACAUGAAUCUAAGCACUUCGGAGACAAAUAACGACAUAGCCUUAGACAAUGUAUCACGAAACGCAAUGUCAGAGUCAGUGGAUGACCCGACAUUAGUGUUUCAAUGCGAAAAUUGCAGAAGUAUACUUGGUGACUCCACGACGUGGGUCUGUUCGGAUGAAACUUUGAAAACCAUCACUCUUCAGCAAGUGACAGACAAAGUCAAAGUUCUCGACAAGCUGAAGUCCUCCCCGAACUGUGGAAGUGCGUUUGUUCCUCUGUACUGCCGAGGGUGUAACGAGGGGAUCGGGAGAAUGUACAAGACAACUACCAGGAACCGAGAUGCUAUGAGGGACCGGUACAGCCUCUUUGUGUCCAAGAUGUCCAGCUAUGAGGUUGGGAGCUGCAGAUCGGUCCAAAUACCAGACGAUGAUGCUAAACUGCCUCUGUUGGCCAGGCUGCAGGCAGACAUACUGAAGGUCCAGACAGUCAUCGUAUCAAUGAAUGCCCGGAUAUCUGCAAUAGAGCAGUACAUCGGUGACGGGCAGGAGUAGCAGCAAGAUAGAUAUCACACAGGUUCUUGAUGUCCUGGCGUGGAUGAAACAGUGUACGAGAUGCAGAGGAUGCACUUCGAGUCCUCGAAUACAAAGUGCUGAAUCAGGACAAUUUCUAUUGCUCUGUGAUACAUGUAAAUGAUUACUGUCCGAAAACAUCUUUUGGGUUGCAUAGUGUUUUGACGUCAGGGUCUUUUCAGUUUGCCUCUGAAGUUCUCGAAACAAAUGGAGCACAAAAUGGAGUUAUUCUUUGUUUUAUUAUUUGUUUCAGUUAUUAAAUUUUUAAACUUAUCCUAUCUCACGACUUGCACCUC